CUUUCAUACUCAUUGAAAUGUUUCUGUUUAUUUUUAGUAUCUUUGGCCUUCAUGAUUUGGUCUGUCAUGGUGUUCAAGCGUCAUUUUUGUAUCGAGAAUUGGUCUUAUUUGUGGAUUGAUAGCGCGUUUUGGCAAGUGCUUUUCUUGGUCAUCCUCGGAGUGAUCAUUAUAUUGUGGAGACCAACUGCUUCGAAUCGAGAGUAUGCCUACUCCUUGCUAGAUGUUCCAACGCCUGAUACUAAUGACGAUGAUGACGAAGAAGUUCUACUGGAACAGCUUGCUGGCGAAGAAAUUGUAUAUUUAAGAGAAGCUGGUAAGUCUACUGUUAAUAAGGAACGGUUGAAGUGUGUGUGUUAA
Messenger RNA from Echinostoma caproni, 357 nucleotides. Lineage: Eukaryota; Metazoa; Platyhelminthes; Trematoda; Plagiorchiida; Echinostomatidae. The record is from the annotation of a GenBank genome assembly.